Messenger RNA from Fusarium venenatum, 1149 nucleotides. RefSeq lists its product as uncharacterized. Lineage: Eukaryota; Fungi; Ascomycota; Sordariomycetes; Hypocreales; Nectriaceae. The record is from RefSeq and is a predicted model, not a curated record.
AUGGCAAUCACCCACCCUACUCCUGUUGGGACGCUGUCGAGAGCUGAAGGCUUUCUUGCUUGUCUCAUCUGGAUUAACUCGACGCGAACAAUUGUUGGCGAUGACUUGCAUGCAAAUCCUACUUUUUUCCAGGAUACUGAACAAGGGGCAGUUCUCCAGAAUGUCUAUUCUCAGCUGGAAGAAACCCGUUUACGGUUGGUAGAUGCAACACAAAGCAUUGCCCUUUCAUGCCGGGAAGACACCCUCAAUUCGUUUGUCAAUCCCACAUCCUUCUACGAGACUGCCGUUAGUGGCUUUCACAACACUCUCUUGGGCCUACCACCCACUGCUUUGAGCGACGUUGCUGCGCUUUGUGCUAUGUCGCAUGCCAUUUCAUUCUGUUUAUAUAGUACCCGCACUCCCGUCGAUUUUGAACCCUUCUCCAAUUUUGAUCUGUGGAGAAAUGCGAUCAGCAAUCAUGAGCAUCGCCAACCAUUUGAUGAUCUGAUCAAGGCUGCCUGUCUAGAGCCUUAUUUGACUGCCCUGGCCAAUAUCUAUCCUGUGCCCCAGUACAGCAAUGACAUGUUUGAUGGUGCACUCGAGUUGUCCUGGGAUUCCGAUCUAAUUCACCCGAAUUUUUUCCUCGCUAGUGAAAAUGAGGACUGCAGUCGCAAUGAGAGUAGCCAAGCUCCAGAUUUGCAGAGCUUACAGGGGUCGUCAAUCGUCGUCAAUUUGUCACAUUUUCUAGAACAAUGCGGAGACCCUCUGUUUAGGCUCUUCAGUCGUGGGGCGAUGGGAAAUAUGUGCCUUUGUAUCGGCACCUCUGUUUCCAGUCCGGCUGCGUCUGUUGAACGCUUGUUCAUGCAAAUUCUACGAGACGAUGCAUCUCUUAAGAACCCAACUAUCCAAGGAAUCUUGUCUGUUGUAGAUAGAUUCGUCGAUCUUGGCUGUUUGCAAAGCGCGGAUGAAAUGCGAGACUACCUCUUGCUACUCGGAAAGGGGCUAUUGGCAUCCGAUCAAAUCUACUUGGAUUUUAUUCAAUGGGUACCGAAUUCUAUGACCGAAGCUGCGAAUCGCAUCUCCCCACUAACCGGAGAAGCUGCCAAAAGUCGCCGGGACCAGCGACUCGACGUCAGUCACUUGUUUAACAAGGGCGCCAACCUGGAGUAA